CCUGUUGACGAAUUUCUUGAGGAUCACGAAACUUCUGAGGAUCACGAAACUUCUGAGGGUGACUUCGGAAGCUCUCGGGGUGACGAAACCACUGAAGUGGACGUUUCUCCGGAUUAUCAUCAUCCCGAUGCCAAUCCUUGCGUGCUGCCUCCAGAUGUGGGAUCUCCUGACGAAGAAGUCGCUCAAGAAAUGUGGUUCUUCAAUGAAUCCCAAGCGUCUUGUGCCCCAUUCGAAUACUUGGGUUCUGGCGGAAAUAUGAAUCGAUUCGUUGAUGAAGUUACUUGUAUGCGUGCUUGUGGAACCGGUACAUGA
Molecule: messenger RNA, 312 nt
Organism: Haemonchus placei
Lineage: Eukaryota; Metazoa; Nematoda; Chromadorea; Rhabditida; Trichostrongylidae
Source: the annotation of a GenBank genome assembly